Molecule: messenger RNA, 234 nt
Organism: Ostertagia ostertagi
Lineage: Eukaryota; Metazoa; Nematoda; Chromadorea; Rhabditida; Trichostrongylidae
Source: the annotation of a GenBank genome assembly
AUGGGGCUCGGAAUGGGUCCUCCAGGAAUGGACAUGUUGAGCAAUCCAUACGGGUACGCCAACUACUACAACUUUCGUUGUGUUCCACCGAUGGGGCUCGGAAUGGGUCCUCCAGGAAUGGACAUGUUGAGCAAUCCAUACGGGUACGCCAACUACUACAACUACCGAUGUAGAAACCUACUCGGUGGCGGCAUGUACAAUCCGUAUAUGGGAUCAAUGAUUGGGAAGAAGUGA